AUGAUUGAUAUGAUUCAAAGUAAAUUUUCCUUCAACCAGACCCCCACUUUGCUCGACCUAAGUUUCCAAUGGGAGCACAACCAUGAGGGCAGAGAAUGUGAAAAGUUGGCAGUAUUGGUUAAAAAUAUGGCAGCAUUGUUUAUUCUCGAUAUACACAAGGAUGAGGCAUCACUGGUGUUGGUACGACAACCUCAACAUGAAGGUAUUUCUUCAUUUCAGUGGUUACCACCAACUGGUAUUGAAAAGAAAACGGGUUAUUCAAACAGCCUGCAAAUAGUAUUGUUUUCCGAAAAUAACUUGAGUGCAAAGCUCUACUCAUUGGACUGUACAAGCAAGUUAUUUACAAUUCAUAAACCGUUCAAUGAUCAUAUAAUCAAUCGCAAGAGGUCAAGUGGGAGUUUUUGGUGCAUACUUGCUGACACAUUUGAGUACAAUGUUCCCCCGACAGUGUAUCAAUUUCUAAAUACGGGACCACUCAGUAUCUUGAUGAACUCAACUAGGCUACAAAACUUUAUCUCGGAGGAGGCUUAUAUCAACUGGUCCCCCAGUGGCAAUUGGCUACAGAUAUUUGAUCGGAAUGAGGCUUUGUCAGGAUAUUGCUUGAGGGUGUAUGGGUCAAAUGGCACUAGUGGACCCAGUUUUGUCAAACCAUUGGUGGAUAUAGAUUUUGAGAGCGAAACUAAGGAGAAAGGGGUAAUAAAGGUUAUGCAAGGUGGUAUACACAGCUGUUGGUACUCGUCAAGCGGCGAAGAAUUUAUAAUAGUGUCGAGGGUCAUGGGGAAUACAUUGGAGAUUACAGGAAUAUCAAUGAGGUUGUUAAAGGUUGUCAUCCGGGUGAGCAAGAAUUUGAAAGAGAUUAGUACCGAGCAUAUCGUGCGUGGAAUUACAAGUUUUAAGCUACUCGACGACUGCAUUUUUGUGCAAAUAGACAAUCGUCUGCUAUACCUUUUCCAGCUCAGCGCUAAGGACACCAAGGCGGAUUACGUCACCGAAAUAAAGGUGCAACUGAGAGUAGUUAAUGUCAUUGCUAAUCAAAAUCGAUGGUUCAUCAUUACUCAAAACCAAGUAAUACUCUACGCUGAGGGCAUAGUGAAAUCCUUAUUAUCAACAGAGUUCCAUAUAUACUCCGCUUCACUACUUCAAGAUUUCGUUGUUGUUCUUCAGCGAGGUUUAAAUGGCGAGUUUUGGAGGUACCUUGAUACCAAGCAGUCAAAACAGAGUCGAAAACCAAGAAGUGCUAACCAACUGAUUGACGAGAUUACUGACACAUUCGCUAUGCGAAAAAGAGCUAGAAUUCAAUGA
This is a messenger RNA of Lodderomyces parapsilosis, 1302 nucleotides long. RefSeq lists its product as uncharacterized. The record is from RefSeq and is a predicted model, not a curated record. The transcript has a single exon. The coding region runs from base 1 to 1302 and encodes 433 amino acids. NCBI's taxonomy places the organism in Eukaryota, Fungi, Ascomycota, Pichiomycetes, Serinales, Debaryomycetaceae.